AUGUUCCACCAGUUCUACGCGGAGAAGGUGCAGCAGAAAGCGCAGAUGAUCGAGGACCACGAGCGCGCGCUGAGACACGACCUCGAACGUCAGAAGCUUACCUACGAGCAGCAGCGCCAGGAGGCUUACCACAUGCUGGGCACCAUUCGAGCGGAGACUGCCUCCAAGGCGCGUGAUGCACCAACUUCUGAGGUCGCAGCCCGCCAGCAGGAGAUGAGCGAACAACUUCAUCGCGAGUGCGAACGACUUCAGCGCGAGGGCCAGAGGAUCGAGCAGAUGAACCAGGACCUCCGUCUCGAGGAGCAGGCCGUGCAAGUCAUGGCAGCCCAGGAGAUGCAAAGAAAGAACGACAUAGCCGAACAGAUCGCUGAAGCCCAAGCAGACCUCAAGCGAGAGGAGAUCAAACAGGAGCACGCGAUCCAGCAGCAGACCGCCAUCGCAGCCAACAAGCUCCUGGAGGAACAUUACACAGUACAGAGGGAGCGAGAAGUGGUCUACCAGCAAGCGGAGCUCCAGCUUGAGGCGCAGCGACACAUUCAGAAUAAGCGCGACCAGCUCGAAGCCAAAGAAGCGGAGCACCUGCGCGCCACCCAACAGCACCAGCUCUUCUUCAACGAGGCCCAGGCUCCCCAGCAGCAGAUGCACCACCGGACCAACUAUGACCAGCAUCAACGCGAGCAGUUCCUGGAGGGAUACGGCCAAUACGAGGCAGAGAUACACCAGCAGCAGCUCGCCAACUCCGACAGGCACAAAGACAAUCACAGGAAGAACAUCAUCGUGAACAGCUGGCCCGACAACAGGAAGAGCGUCGAGUACACCAAGAUCGAUACUGACAUGCUCGACGGCGUCGCCAGUGCGCUCACCAAGGAAAACGAGGAGCAGAAGAUGCAAGCCCAAGCCGAUGACGAGGAGGCCUACCAGCGGGACAACAUACGCCCCGCCCUCCACGCCAUCGCUCCGUCGCACGAGUUCGACUACGACGAGACCCGCGAAUCGCACUACGCCGAGCUAAUCCAGGUGGAGACCCCGAACGCUGCAGGGCAUCGAGGCGUUCCCUCAUCUUCUGGAUCUUCGAAUGGCUUAACGCCGCCCUUCUACUGCAGCCUCUGCAAGUCGCGUGGCAACUACACCAGCGCCAAGACGGAGAUCAUCAGGCGCAGGCACUGUGGGAGCGAGCACAUCGAGGACCGCCCCGCCGACCUCGGCGACAACU
Messenger RNA from Prorocentrum cordatum, 1213 nucleotides. Lineage: Eukaryota; Dinophyceae; Prorocentrales; Prorocentraceae. The record is from the annotation of a GenBank genome assembly.